AUGGGUGGUGCCUCUACCUCGAUGCCCGUCGUUGCACCUGAGUGUUUGUUGGAGUAUCGGCCAGCCGGUCCAGUUGGGGCAUUCACCUCAACUCAUCCAUCUGCAAAUGUAGAACAUGAGGGGGAACCGGAUCGGAUGGAAAAUGCUAUGCAAGGGGAUGACUCCGAUGAAGAGCCUGUUGACAUUGGAGGGGACAGCGAUGAUGAAAUUUCGACAAAUCCAGGAACAUGUCAACCACCGUCAAGUGCCGGCACACAUGAGCAACCUGCACAUUAUUCUACCCUGGAUCUGGGAGCCAUCAGCCAACCGACAGAUCCAGCACUAACCUUUGGGGUUCGAGGCUUGCACGAGAUCUGUGCCAAGAUCUUUUCUCUGGUUCGCGCCAAUGCGGCGGUAUCGAUAAAGGUGUUGCAAGAAGCUACCGAAGGAACGUACGGGUUCAAGACAAGUUACAGGAAGACGUGGUUGGCAAAACAGAAGGCGAUAGCACAGAUAUACGGGGACUGGGAAGAGUCCUACGCCGAGCUACCUCGUUGGAUCCUUGGUGUGCAGUCCACCAUGGAGGGGACGGUUACGUUGUUGAAGACAUCUCCGAUUCGCGUCGGUGAUGACGUGGAUGACUCAACCGUGUACUUUCAUCGUCUUUUCUGGACGUUUCCUCCUUAUGUUGAAGCUUUCCGACAUUGCAAGCCGUUGGUAAGCAUAGACGGUACUCAUCUGUAUGGCAAGUAUGGAGGGACUUUGCUCCUGACCAUCGCUCAAGAUGGGAACUCCAACAUCUUGCCUAUUGCUUUCAGUCUCGUGGAGGGGGAAAAUGCCGAGUCUUGGUCUUUCUUCGUGACCAACCUGAGGCAACAUGUGACUCCGCAACAGGGGAUACUGGUCAUUUCAGAUAGGCACAAUGGCAUCAAGGCUGCAUUGGAGAACCCGAACAGUGGGUGGUUACCCCCGCAUGCGUACCAAGCAUUUUGUAUUCGGCAUGUUGCAGCUAACUUCGCACUCAGUUUCAAAGGCACAGAUGCAAAGCGUUUGCUUGUGAACGCUGCUUAUGCGAAGAUUGAGGCAGAGUUUGACUAUUGGUUUGAUAUAAUGCGGAAUGAGAAUCCGGGUACACGGAAUCUUCCGGUUACCGCCCUAGUCAAGUCCACAUAUGGUCGGCUAGCGGAGUUGUUCGUGAUUCGUGGUCAGACGGCAGAGGCUCAAUUGGCCAGUGGUGCCAAGUUCUGCCAGUCUUUUAUGAAGGCGAUACAGCAGUCUGAGUACACCGUUGCCGAGACGACGCCCACCGGGAGAUUUUCACUUGGGACGUACCAAGUUUACCUCCAGCACCGUACAUGCGAUUGUGGAUACUUUCAAGCUCUCCAUUACCCAUGUUGCCAUGCGAUUGCAUGUUGUGCCCAGUCACGGCUUGACUGGUCCAUCUAUGUCAACGAGGUCUACACCAUGCAGAAGGUGUUCAGGGUGUACCAGAUGGGUUUCGUGCCGCCAAUACCGGAGGGACUUUGGCCACCUUAUGACGGUCCGACCAUUAUUCCGGACCCCAGCUUGAGGCGUUGCCGUGAUGGCCGACCGAGGUCUACCAGAAUCCGGAACAACAUGGAUGAGGCCGACCCUAACCGACCGAAGCGGUGCGGGCUCUGUAGACAGCCUGGGCACACGCGUAGGUCUUGCCCCCAGAGAGGCUCCACCGUUGCCGGUAGUUCGUAG
Messenger RNA from Arachis ipaensis, 1707 nucleotides. RefSeq lists its product as uncharacterized. The record is from RefSeq and is a predicted model, not a curated record. Gene Ontology annotation, molecular function: zinc ion binding. Lineage: Eukaryota; Viridiplantae; Streptophyta; Magnoliopsida; Fabales; Fabaceae.